UUCUUUGGGGGUGUGGUCUGUUUUUUGGGAGGUGUUCCCUCUAUUUUGGGGCGUGGCCUAUUUGGGAGGGGCUUUUUGGUGAUGUUCUAUUGGGGCGUGGCCUGGUUUUAAGGGUUAUUACCAGAAUUCCCCAAAAUCCCCCCGGAGCCCCCGAAUUUCCUCUUUUCACCCCAAAAUUCCCUUCCCCGCCACCUCUAGGCCACGCCCCCGCACAAACCACGCCCUCUGGGCUCAAUUACCUUAUAUGGCGCUUAAACCACGCCUACAACAGGCGGAGCUUUCCCUGAAGCCCCGCCCGCUUCACUAAACUCCUCCCGUCGCCGCUCGCUGACGUCACCGAGGCGCGCCGCGCUCCCCGCAAGGCCCCGGCGCGGCGCUGCCGGCGGGGCUGCCCGCGGCGCUGCCUGGCCCGGUUCGCUCCCGGUUCCUCCCGGUUCUGGCUCGGUUCGUUCCCCUUUCUGGCCCAGUUUCCUCCCGGUUCGCUCCCGGUUCCUCUCGGUCUCGGUUCAGUCCCGGUUCGGUUCCGUGAUGUGGGCCUGGUCCCGGUGCCCGUUGGUCGAGGACAGUUUCAGCCGCCUCGGCUCCCAGAGCAACGUCUACGGCCUGGCCGCGCUGCCCCCGUGGAACGGCACCGGCUCCGGUUCCGGUUCUGAGCCGCAGCCCUCCCGCUCCUUGCCCGGUUCUGGUCCCGGUUCUGACCGGGUUCAGGGCCCUGCUUCCGCUUCUGAGCCGCUGCCCCAACGCUCCGGGCCUGGUUCUGGUUCCGGUUCUGGUUCUGACCCGGUUCGUGGCCCUGCUGCCGGUUCUGAGCCAGUUCCGGUCCCCACUCCUGCUCCCGGUUCCGGUGCUGACCCACUUCAGUGCCCCGGUCCCGGUUCUGGUCCCGCUCCCAGUUCUGAUCGGGUUCGGGGUCCCGGUUCUUGUCCCGGUUCUGACCCAGUUUGUGCUCCCGGUUCCAGUCCUGCUUCUGGUGUUGGUGCCGGUGCUGAUCCCGUUCAAUGCCCCGGUCCCGGUCCCGGUCCCGGUGCUCAUUCUGGUUCUGAUCCUGGCCCGGUUCAUGGUCCCGGUUCUGGUCCUGGUUCUUGUCUCGGCCCCAGCUCUGAUCCUGCCCCAGUUCUCGGUUUUGGUUCCUGUCCUGGUUCCGGUCCCGGUCCUGGUUCCGGUCCCGGUCCCGGUUCCGGUUCUGGUCCCGGUCCUGGUUCCUGUCCCGAUUCCUAUCCUGGUUCUGGUCCCGGUCCUGGUGCCAGUUCUGGUCCCGGUCCUGGUUCCGGUCCCGGUUCGUGUCCCGGUCCCGUUCCCGGUCCGUGUCCCGGUGCCGGUCCCGUUCCCGGUUCGGGUUCAUGUCCCGGUUCGUGUCCUGUUCCCGGUUCGUGUCCUGGUUCUGGUUCCGGUUCGGGUCCGUGUCCCGGUUCCGGUUCCGGUUGCGGUGCCGUUCCCGCUCCGUGUCCCGGUUCCGGUGUCGGUUCCGGUUCCGGUUGCGGUGCGGGCUCGCUGCUGGCGGCGGCCCUGAAGGGGAAGGUUCUGCUGUUCCGGUACCGGCAGCUGCGGCCGCGCCUGCGGCCCCUGGCCCGGGAGCUGCAGUUCACCUACAUCCCCGUGGACGCCGAGAUCGUUUCCAUCGAUUCCUUCCCCAAAUCCCCCCCCCAGCGCGGCCUCGUGGUGGGGAUCACCUUCAUCAAGGACUCGGGGGACAAGCCCAGCCCCUUCCUCAACAUCUACUGCGACUACGAGCCGGGCUGCGAGUUCGACCUCGACUCCGUGGCCCAGAGCUGCCUGAACCUGGAGCUUCGCUUCACCCCCUUCCAGCUGUGCCACGCCCAGGUCAGGGUGGGGGAGCACCUGGAGACCGUGUUCCUGCUCAGCGGGAACGACCCGGCCAUCCACCUGUACAGAGAGAACCGCGGCUCUCACCAGUUCGAGGAGCAGCCGGUGCAGCUGCUCUUCCCGGAGCUGCAGCACCUGCCCAGCACGGUGCUGUGGCUGGAUGUCCGUUCCGUGCCCUCCUGCGGCCAUCGCCUCUCGGCCCUCGGCUGCCAGAGCGGCUUCGUGCGGGCGGCGCGCGUCGACGAGGCCACGCGGGUGGUUUUGCAGACGUGGAGCUGCCAGCAGGACGGGCCCAUCUCGGCCGUGCUGCUCUUCCAGCUGCCCCGGGAGGAGCCCGAGGAUCCCGAGGGCUCCUGGAGCCUCCUGGUGAGCAGCACCCUGGAGAGCGCCGUGGUUUAUCGGUGCGGGAUGUUGGCGGGGAUUCUGGGGGAUUGCCUGGCCGAGCCCCUGGAGCUGCCCGGCAGCCGCGGCUCCGACGCCGUCGUUUGUGCCAAAGUCACCGACGUCGACUUCGACGGCGCCGCCGAGAUCCUGCUGGGCACCUACGGCCAGGAGCUGCUCUGUUACAAAUAUUUCGGGUCCACUUCGGGCGAUUUUGGCCAAUUCCGGCCGCUCUGGGCGCGGCGCUUCCCCUCCCCCCUGCUGGCGCUGGAGCCGCUCGACCUGACGGGGGAUGGGCUGCAGGAGCUCGCCGUCGUCUGCCUGGGGGGGCUCCACGUGCUCCAGCACAGCCUGGAGCCGACGGCGCGGCUGCUCCGGGAGCGCCUGCGCAGGGAGGUGCAGCAGAAACGGGGCCAGAAAGGCCAAAAUCGGGAAAAAACCACCCGGGAACGGGAGAAACCCGCGGAAAAUUGGGGGAAAAACCCGGAAAAACGGGAAAAACCCGCGGAAAAACGGGAAAAAUCCACGGAAAAACGGGAAAAAACGACGGAAAAUUGGGAAAAAACGACGGAAAAUUGGGAAAAAACGACGGAAAAUCGGGGGAAAUCCAUGGAAGAACGGGAAAAAUCGACAGAAAAUUGGGGGAAAACCCCGGAAAAAUGGGAAAGAAACCCGGAAAAACGGGAAAAAUCCACGGGAAAUUGGGAAGAAUCCAUGGAAAAACGGGAAAAGAACCCGGAAAAAUGGGGAAAAUCCACGGAAAAACGGGAAAAAUCCACGGAAAAACGGGAAAAAGCCUCGGGAAAGCGCGAGGAGGAGGAGGAGGAGGAGGAGGAGGAGGAAGAGGAGAAGAGGGGGGAGGGCCCGGGGGGGGUCUUGGGGCCCCUCCCCCAGCCCGAAAUCGGCCGAAUUCCAAUAAAAAAUUCCAUGGGAAAAAAAAAAACUCCUGAAAAAUAUUUCCCCGAAUUUCCCUGA
Messenger RNA from Haemorhous mexicanus (house finch), 3180 nucleotides. RefSeq names its product kaptin, actin binding protein (gene KPTN). The coding region runs from base 529 to 3180 and encodes 883 amino acids. The record is from RefSeq and is a predicted model, not a curated record. Gene Ontology annotation, biological process: actin filament organization; negative regulation of TORC1 signaling; cellular response to amino acid starvation. Gene Ontology annotation, molecular function: actin filament binding. The transcript has 14 exons. Gene Ontology annotation, cellular component: KICSTOR complex; lamellipodium; actin cytoskeleton. NCBI's taxonomy places the organism in Eukaryota, Metazoa, Chordata, Aves, Passeriformes, Fringillidae.